Molecule: messenger RNA, 2413 nt
Organism: Oncorhynchus kisutch (coho salmon)
Lineage: Eukaryota; Metazoa; Chordata; Actinopteri; Salmoniformes; Salmonidae
Product: transmembrane protein 263
Exons: 3
Coding region: 221-619 (132 amino acids)
Source: RefSeq, a predicted model, not a curated record
GAAUUCCGUAAACAUCCCAAACGUCACUUCCGGUUAUUAUUUUGACAGCAAAACACUGCAACAUUUUGCAAUACUAAUCUCUGGUCCUCAUUAUAUGGGUAUUUUUUAUUUGAACACCUUUUGUGUUUUUCUGCGUCACAUUUAUUAGCUCAUUUUACUUGUGUGGUGGAAUUGGCAAUAUUCGGAAAGAGAUCAGUAUUCUGGUUCUAGCUAGCGGAAGAUGAAGGUCCCGAGCGAUGAAAAUGAGGUGGUGGAGGAAGGCAGUAGCAGUUCAACACCAGUAGACAACUCCGACAACGAGGAAAUUCCACCUUAUCUACGUGAAGAACCUCCUGAAGACGGCGAGAAGGACCACCCUAAGACCGAGGCGGGGGUCAUCUGGAGGGUGACCGGCGGUCUCUUCAACAUGACCAGAGGGGCGGUCGGCGCGACAUGGGGAGGCGUGGCCUGGGUGGGCUGUAAGAGCUAUGACAUCACCAAGACGGUGGUGACCAGCGUGCCGGCCGCCGGCGUGGGAUUAGUCAAAGGGGGCGUUUCCGUGGUGACGGGAGGAGUUGGAGCGGUAGGGUCCGCAGUAGCCAGUAAAGUGACACCAAAGAAAAAGGAUAAGUCGGAUUAGGCCUAGACCCAACUACCACCCCAAUCUAUGCGUCCUUCAUUAUCUGUCUGCUGUGCAUAGGAUCCAUCUGGUUACCGAUGGUAAGGAUUCAGAGUUGAGAUAAGCCCAAUAAGCGUGAAAAGCCGAGUUAAGCUUGCGGAUCUCAAGUCAGAAUACUACCCUGAGGCAGCCAUUACAGAGGGAAUUUUAUGGGAUUGGUGACGAUAUAGGAAGGUUGAACUUACUGCCGAUGUACUUCUGAGAGGGAUCUCAUGUUUUUGUGAUUGACCUGGGUGUGGGAAGGGCAUAAUAAUAUGACGACCACGCACAAUGUUUGUCAUGCAUAAGAACAAUUUGGUAGCGAUUCAGCAAGGACACAUCUACACAUUUCUCAAAGACUGGAGUUGAUUUAAAUUCUUCCAGUUUUAUUAUCUUUACGUUAGUAUGAAAACAAAGUGAAAGGUACUUUUACACAACUUAAUUUCACCAGUUUGACAUCGGUGAUUGGAGAACACACACCAAAAACGACGUGUGUAUGUGAAGAUGUACAGAGUGUGUAUUAUAAUAGAUAUGUGAAUAAAAGGUACGUGGAUCCUAUUGAUGCAGAUAGAGAAGGUAGGAGAGGGACUUUGCAGUCUUGAAACUCUAUUGCAACUUGGAUAUUACAAAAUUGUACAACAGGUGAGGGGAUUUUUAUUUUUUUUGAGUUGGAGACCUGUUAAAUAAAGUGUGUUAUUGCAUAGAAACGGAUCAAAAAAAAAUCCUGAAUGACACCUUUUUGUAUACAUGUUACUUAUAUCAGCAGAGGUCCUGGGGUGUUUAAAGAAAUGAAGCACCAUUUCACCACCAACGAAACACACGUACGUAAGGUCAAGGGUCAUAGUUCAUGCCUGCAUGGCAAAUAUCACCCUAUUCCCUUUAUAGUGCAUUACUUUUUACCAGGGCCCUCUUGUUUAAAAGUAGUGCGCUAUAUAGAGAAUAGGGUGCCAUGUGGGGCUCAUCCUAUGUCAUUCACUUAUAUGGACUUUCCUCAAAUCUAUAUGUAUGUGCCUACCUGUACAAUGUACACACAUUAGAUAGAUAAGUACUGAUAGUUGAUAGUUCACACUGACAUUCCCGGAGUAUGAGGGCCAGUUGAAAACGAACCUGCUUUUUCUUUCCACGAAUCACAUUCACUUCUGGGUGCCAAUAUGUUUGGCAUGAAAAUGAGUUGACAAGAUGCCAGAAACAGAUCUGGGUACAGGCUAAUUCAUUUCCACAUGGUUUACAUUGUUACCAUAGUGCUGAAUUACUGUCCAUUCUGAUGAGACAUUAGGUGUACACCAAUCUAUUUUUUGGUUAUCUUUUUUUUUGUUCUUUUUUUGUAUUUCAAUGUUCACUAGAAAGAGAACACUCUUGGCAUGGUUUUUCAACGCCCUUACUUUAAGCACCGCAUGCUUCAAGUAGUCGUUUUUCCCUUCUUCCUGUUUAUUAUUAUGACAAGUCUUGCCUAUUUCAUUUGAUGCUUUUUCCUCUUGUCCUGUCUAUUUACUGUUUUCCUCGUCUCUUACUCCUGCUAGUUAAUAUAUGUAUUGGGGACUCUGUUACUAUAACCCGAUGUGUGUUCCAAAUUACACCCUGUUCCCUAUUUAGUGCAGCACUUUUGACCAGGGCCCAUAGGGGCUUUGGUCAAAAGUAGUGCACUAUGUAGGGAAUAGGGUGCAAUUUAGGACGCAUACCUGGACCUUUAAGACCAAGUAGAUUUUUCUCUAUGAUAGAACUAUUUUUGCAAAAACUGAUGCUGUAUUCUAUAAAUAAAACUACUCUGUAUUUGAA